AUGGUCAUGCAAGCGAUUGUGAUAUAUAAUGAACUUAGGCGUCGUGCACGACAUCUUCCAAGAGCUCCUCAUACAAAUUGGAAUUCUGAAAGAGAAAUAACACUUACACGAAUGUUUGGCACGAGUGAUACAAUAUGUCGUGAUCUCCUUAGGAUGAAAAUAGGUCAAUUUCAAAGAUUAUGUUCUCGUUUGCGAACUUAUGGAUUGGUUGACAGUAAAUACGUUCGAAUUGAGGAACACAUCGCAAUUUUUUUGAAUAUAGUCGGGCAUGACCAACGUAAUCGCGCUGGACGUUUUACUUUCUUUCGCUCUGGUCAAACAGUGAGCUUUUACUUUCACAGAGUCUUACACGCUUGUCUUGGACUGUAUAGAGAUGUUGUGAUUAAUGUCACUCCUCAUAACUCACCAUACGAAAAAGAAAAUGUGCAGCCAUGGUACUCCUUUUUUAAGGAUGCCGUAGGAGCAAUCGAUGGUACACAUAUUGCUACGUAUGUGCCUUUAGAGGAGCAAGGUAAAUAUUAUCUUGUUGAUGCUGGCUUCCCAUCGGUUUCGGGUUUUCUUGCACCAUACCGUAGGACCCGUUAUCAUCGUAGAGACAUUGAAGGUCAACAUCCUGAAAGUAGUAAUGAGUUGUUCAAUUUUCGACAUUCAUCUCUACAUGUUUGUGAGGAGGACGACUUAGAUAGUAGUGAUGAUGAGGUUAACCCUACGCAUGUUGAUGUACCUGAAGAUGAAACUCUAAAUGCUCACAUAUCUUUCACAAAUCAGGAAGUAUGGUCUAAUAAGAAGAAUGCGAUUGCUGAUUUAAUGUGGGCUGAUUAUCUUCCUAAUCGUAAUGCGGGAAUUGAUUUUGAUUGA
Molecule: messenger RNA, 858 nt
Organism: Olea europaea var. sylvestris
Lineage: Eukaryota; Viridiplantae; Streptophyta; Magnoliopsida; Lamiales; Oleaceae
Exons: 4
Coding region: 1-858 (285 amino acids)
Source: RefSeq, a predicted model, not a curated record